This is a messenger RNA of Lottia gigantea (owl limpet), 315 nucleotides long. RefSeq lists its product as hypothetical. The record is from RefSeq and is a predicted model, not a curated record. Lineage: Eukaryota; Metazoa; Mollusca; Gastropoda; Lottiidae. The transcript has a single exon. The annotation marks the transcript as partial.
UGUUCUACUCUAGGAUUUCCCUUGUUCUACUCUAGGAUUCUAGGAUUUCCCUUAUUCUACUCUAGUAUUCUAGGAUUUUCUUUGUUCUACUUUAGGAUUUCCUUUGUUCUACUCGAGGAUUUCCCUUGUACUACUCUAGGAUUUCCCUUCUUCUACUCUAGGAUUUCCCUUGUACUACUCGAGGAUUUCCCUUGUUCUAAUCUAGGAUUUCCCUUGUUCCACUCUAUGAUUUCCCUUGUUCUACUCGAGGAUUUCCCUUGUUCUACUCUAGAAUUUCCCUUGUUCUACUCUAGGAUUUCCCUUGUUCCAAUCUAG